Aspergillus versicolor CBS 583.65 is the source of this 3401-nucleotide messenger RNA. RefSeq names its product Rad4 family protein. NCBI's taxonomy places the organism in Eukaryota, Fungi, Ascomycota, Eurotiomycetes, Eurotiales, Aspergillaceae. The transcript has a single exon. Gene Ontology annotation, cellular component: cytoplasm; nucleotide-excision repair factor 2 complex; XPC complex. Gene Ontology annotation, molecular function: single-stranded DNA binding; damaged DNA binding. The record is from RefSeq and is a predicted model, not a curated record. Gene Ontology annotation, biological process: nucleotide-excision repair; mismatch repair. The coding region runs from base 445 to 3138 and encodes 897 amino acids.
GCGACAGCUGAAUACUUGGAGACCGCGGAUUCAGAGGAGUCACUGGCAGUGAGUGUUGAUGGUACCAGGCGAGAACUAUCAAAGUCAGUAUGCAUAGUCGCAUGGCAUUCGUAGGGUUCGUACGUUUGUAGCCAAACUUGUGAGAGUCAUUGCUGGCUCCAGCGACGGCGAAUCGGGGAGACGAGAAGAAGCGCUUGACUGCCUCCAUCGUGAAUAAUAUAAGCCCUGUGGUGUAAAACGAGGUAGGUAUGGAUGCGAAAUAUGAGAGUACAGAGCAAUGGGGAAUGAGGGGCAGGAUUGACGCAAUUAAAUACUCCAGAGUCCCAGACCCUCCCCCGAUUUCAUCAUCUCCGGUCCUCAACCUCGGUUCUUCAUCACAUCAUCUCCGUCAAAUGCAAUCUCUCUACCUUUUGUUCCAUCGUCUUUCGCUUCCCUCUCUGCUGGAUGCCCCCUUUCAUUCCCUCUAAACGCCAGUCCUCUGAGGAUUCCCCCCCUGCUCAACGCCAUGCCGCUGCCGCGACCACGACCGCCCCGAGCGAAUCUUUAACACCCAUCUCCGACUCUUCCCUAACUCCCGUCCCCACCGAUGUUGACAAUGCCAUAACUGAAGAAAACAAGGAGGGCUUAUCUGACUCCGAGGAUGCAGAAUCCGAUGAGGUCGAUUGGGAAGACGCAAUCCAUUCCGCCGCCCCCGCCACAAGCUUUGUCUCCCCCCAGGAAAACCUGGAGUUGACCCUAGAUCGAAAUGAGGUGCAUCUAGAGGACAUCCUCCAAGGCCAGAAAGCACCAUCGAAGAUUGAACGCCAAAUCCGAAUUCUAAUCCACCGCCUGCAUGUGCAGUGUCUAUUUGCCCAUAACGUAGUACGCAACGACUGGGCCAACGACUCAAAAUGCCAUGAAAUCCUCCGACAGAAACUGCCCCCUGCUAUUCAAAAGGAAGUACAGAAAUGGCGCCGGGCAUCUGGGCUUGAGCCACCAGAGCCGCCAAAGGAGCCGCCUUUGAAGAAGGGGAAGAAGGGGAAACAGAAUAAGCGCAAGGUGUCGUCGCAACAACGCGAUUGGGGAGAAGACUCGUCGCGGCAAGAAGUCGGGCAACCUGAUCUGAGCAAUGGCGAUCCCAUAAUCCAUUUGAUGCGUAUCCUUGCUGCAUACUGGAAGAGCAAAUUCAAAAUUACCACACCGGGGCUACGAAAACAUGGCUAUCGGCCCAUGUCUCAAUUACAGACGCAAAUAGCAUCGUUUCACCAUGACGAGCACGAUCCGGAAUUGUACGGGGAGCGGAUUUCCAACGUUGAAGACUUCCGGCAGGCUGCCGAGCGCAUGGAAGGCUCUCGCGAUCUUGGUGCACAACUCUUUACCGCACUACUUCGUGCGCUUUCGAUUGAAGCUCGACUUGUUGCCAGUCUACAACCGUUGGGCUUUGGCUGGACCAAAGCAGAAUCCUACACUUCUUCAAAGUCAAACGGAAAAUCCCAAGGCACGCCAAAGACUGAAUCAGAUGGUGGUGGGUUUUUAGAUAGCGGUAGCGAAGAUGAGGACGAUGACGAGACUGAACCAUCCUCGCGCAACCGCAAAUCCGUCCAACGACCCGACUACGAUCUCCCGUUUCCCAUCUACUGGACGGAAGUGGCGUCUCCAGUUACGCAUCAAAUUAUCUCUGUCGACCCACUGGUACUCCCCAAUGCGGUGGCAGCUACCCAAGAGCUCCAAGCUGCCUGGGAACCCCGCGGCGCCAAAGCUGAGAAGGCUAAACAGGUAAUAUGCUACGUCAUUGCCUUUUCAGCUGAUAGGACUGCUAAAGAGGUCACAACUCGGUAUCUUCGUCGACGAACUUGGCCUGGGAAGACCAAGGGUUUUCGGCUGGGAAAGAAAGGCCCCGAUGACGAUCCCAUGGACUGGUUUCACUGUCUUCUACGCAACUACGAACGUUCAUACAAGGAUCGUACCGCCGUUGAUGAUAUAGAAGAUGCCAAAGAUCUAGCCCCGAAUCGACCGACGAAAGCGAAACCAACCAAUGAGACUGUUGAUACACUACAGAGCCUUCGCACAUCCACCGAGUUCGUGUUAGAACGCUUUCUCCGCCGUGAAGAAGCCCUUCGACCAGGGUCCCAGGCUGUCCGCACGUUCACCCCAGGAGGGAAGAACAAGUCUAAAGGAAAGGGCACGGCAACUGUAGCUGAGAGUCCCAAAGCCGAAAACGUAUACCGCCGCUCCGAUGUAGUCAAAUGCCAAACCGCUGAGAGUUGGCACAAAGAAGGCCGCGAACCGCGAGCUUCCGCAAUACCUCUCAAGCGUGUCCCCAUUCGUGCUGUCACUCUACUUCGCAAGCGCGAGGUCGACGAACAAGCACGGAUAACAGGCCAAAAGCCCCUUCAGGGUCUCUACUCCUUUGAACAGACCCAGGAAAUAAUCCCCCCACCCAUCGUUGACGGAGUGAUUCCCAAAAACGACUACGGCAACAUCGAUUGCUUUGUCCCGCGUAUGGUCCCCAGAGGCGCAGUGCAUAUUCCAUUCCCGGGAACCGCCCGAAUCUGCAAAAGGCUCGGAAUCGACUACGCCGAGGCAGUUACGGGGUUCGAAUUCGGCUCUCAAAUGGCUGUCCCCGUCAUCGAGGGGGUCGUUGUCGCAGCUGAGAAUAAAGACCUCGUAAAGGAUGCGUGGCGCGCAGAUAACGAGGAGAAACGCCGCAAGGAGCAACGAAAGGCUGAAGCAAAGAUCUUGCAAACUUGGCGCAAGUUCUUGUUUGGGUUGCGCAUUGCCGAGCGUGUUAGGGAAGAGUAUGCUGAAGAUGAGGAAGGGCACUUGCCUGAUGCCUAUAAUCCAUUUGCGAGUCGGAGGGCAGCAACACAAGCGUCGGCAUCCGCGAGGCCAGGGAUCCCAGAGCACCCGGCGGGGCUCAUGGAUGAAGAAGAGGCCGCUGAUCGUGGAGGCGGAUUCCUUCUUGGUGGGGAUGAUGAUGCUGACGAUGGGAAUUUAAUUGUGGAAGAGAGGCAGCCUCCCCUCCGACGGGUUCCGAACAUUUCUAAAGAAGAAUCACCUGCUUCUGGUGACGGAUUGUCGGAGGAGGAAGAAUAUGUUGAAGAGGUACCCCCUCCACCCCAAAAGCGCAGGCGCACUCGGAAUACAAGAGGCACGUAGGGAGUUCGACGGUUGAUUUAUCUUGAAAGGCGUUUGAUUCUUGGAAGGACAGGUAUGGAGCGGCGUCGGUUACAGUGCAAUUCAUGCCACAAUAUCGAAGGACACCUGUGGAUGUUGUAUUAUAUUAUACUCAGCCUCUAUAAUGUUCUAAAUUAGAGGCAAACUAGAGCAAAGGAAUGCGACCCCAAUAGCGAUUCUCUAGGCGCCAAAAGAUUAAGAAUGAAGGCCUAAUUUCCAACUAGGUAAUAUUAAUAUCUCCCACG